GGAUGGGUUGGUUGCUUGCUUGGUUGGCUGCUGCUCUCUCAAAGCUCUCGGGCCCCACGCGCACGAAGCAAGCCCCAAGACUCGCCAGUCGUUGGUUCCCGUUCACUCGGUCGGUCUCGUUUCGCUCCCACUCGAAGGGUCUUCAAAGUCGCGACGGAGACUCGGAAAAUCGAAUAUUUAUAACUAUUAUAGAAACAAUUUAAACAACAAUCGUUAUCAAAUAGUUGGCUAACAUUAACUAGAACAAAAUCUUAUCGGAGCCGCAUCUUGGCCACCAUUGGAAGCAACCCCACCUGAAACAGCAACAAAAACAACAACAACGAUAUCGAAAAACCGGUUGCUGCGCACCUACCCAAAGCCAGACAGAGACAGCUAGUGUGUGCGUAUUUGAGUGAGAAAAGUGUCUCCACAAGUGUAUGCGAGUGUGAGUGAGUGAGUGUCACUGUGUGGCCAUUGACGAUCGAGGCGACGACUCUCUCGCCAAGUAAAAAAAACUCUUUACAGAGUGGGAAAACCAACAACUUCCACAUACGCAUACGCACCGUGGGGCUGAUUGCUGCUGCUGUACUUUAACUGUGUGUUUUGGCCUUUUCGCGUCGCCAUGGCCGACGCCAUCGUCACCAGCAGCAGAGGUGUGUGCAACCGAAAGCGAUACUAAACCCAAAACUGUCGUCGGUGGCAGCAGCACUUGGCGCUGCAGCGCUUGAGUACACAACCAACGGUCGGCCAUACAAUAUUCCGGUGCUCCUAAUUUCCCUUGCCUUACCUUACCCUCUCCUACGCGUUCUCGUUCUCGUCGCGGUUGUCGCCUCCAUUUCGGACUCCACAGAUAAGCCAUAGAACCCGCCGCAUGGGGGUCUAUUGCAAAAAGAAGAAGUUCUACUACCAAAAACCCGCAUUGCGAAAGUUUUGCAUAACAAACAAGUUAAACUAAUCAAAUUGUGGUGGAAAAUGUAAAGAAAAGUGAAGUGAAACGCCUCUAGUGAAAAGCAAAAUAGAAAAACCUUUUAGAACAGAACAUUAAAUGUGGAUUGGAGUCAACAUAUAAAGAUCUUAACGAAAUGAUUUCUAAGCAGAUGAAUACUUAAGACUCUUCCAAACCCAAAAUAGAUACGAGAAAAGAAACUGAAUUAGAAAAGACAAAAAAUUAAAAGCCAUGCAAGAGGUCUGCAGUACCCUGGACACAACCCCAAUGGGGACGCAGAUCAAAUCGGAGUCACCACUUAAUCCGCUGCAGGUGCAGACGGGUGGACAAACCGCACUCCCCGUGGGUGGUGUUGGCUGUGGUGUUGGUGGUGCAGCUUCUGUUGGUGGUCUGGUGGGUCAGGGCACGCAGCAGGGUGCUCCCGCCGUGCCGGCGGUGAUGCUGGUCAAUAAGAUGGCCUCGAACUGUGAUAAACGGGCCGCGGACACGGCCUACUGGAUGGCAGCUUCAGAAGGUGGCUUCAUCAAUUCGCAGCCCUCGAUGGCAGAGUUUCUCAACCACCUGAGCCCGGAGAGUCCCAAGAUGGGAACACCUGUUGGCGUUGGCGGUGGCGUCGGCGGCGGUGGUGUCAAUGUGAAUGUGAAUGUCGGCGUCGGAUAUCCGGUGGGUGUGGGACCAAUGCCACAGACACCGGAUGGCAUGGACUCGGUGCCGGAGUAUCCCUGGAUGAAGGAGAAGAAGACAUCGCGGAAGAGCAGCAACAAUAAUAAUCAGGGUGAUAACUCCAUAACUGAAUUCGUUCCAGAAAAUGGCCUGCCCAGACGCCUCCGCACCGCGUACACGAACACCCAGCUGCUGGAGCUGGAGAAGGAAUUCCACUUCAAUAAAUAUUUAUGCCGCCCAAGGAGAAUCGAGAUAGCAGCCAGCCUGGACCUAACCGAGCGACAGGUAAAAGUUUGGUUUCAAAAUCGCCGCAUGAAACACAAGCGGCAAACGCUCUCGAAAACGGACGACGAGGACAAUAAAGACAGCCUCAAAGGUGACGAUGAUCAGUCCGACAGCAACUCCAAUUCGAAGAAAUCGUGUCAAGGCUGCGAGCUGCCCUCCGAUGAUAUACCCGACUCCACUUCCAACUCCCGGGGACACAACAACAACACGCCGAGUGCCACCAACAAUAAUCCCAGUGCGGGGAGUCUGACACCCAACUCCUCUUUGGAAACGGGCAUCUCAUCGAAUCUGCUUGGCAGCACCACCGUAUCCGCCUCGAAUGUGAUCAGUGCCGACUCAAGUGUCGCCUCCAGUGUCAGCCUGGACGAGGACAUCGAGGAGAGCAGCCCCAUUAAAGUCAAGAAGAAAGAUGAUAGUCAGGUCAUCAAAAAGGAGGCCGUGUCCACCUCAUCGAAGGCAUCGCCCUUUGGCUAUGAGAGUUCAACGCCGAGUUUGGUUAGCUUUCGUCGGGACUCGGAUGCCGUCAUCGCUUCCGCCAAUCCUCCCCCAACAAAGGGCAAGAAACGUUACCAGAAUAAUGCCAAUGCUAUUGCCACGCCCACACCCCUCACCGAUAGUAAUAGUGGUGGAAAUGUUGGUGCCGGUGUUGGUGGUGCCUCAGCUGGUGGCUAUUUCCCAGGCUACUAUCCUAGUCCCAAGCAGCAAAUGCAACAGCAGCAGCAGCAACAGCAGCUGCACCCGCAACAGCAGCAGCCACAGCCCCAGCCACAGGACUAUUAUGGCAAAUACGAUAUUGAAUUCGCCGCCUCGCCGCACCACAAUCCGCACAAGCAGCAGUCGUCCCUGCAUGCGGGCGAGUAUCUGAGUCCCAAACCCAAUGCUGCCUCAUUCCACCAAAACAACCAGCAGCAGCAGCACGAGCAGCAAUUCUAUUACAACUACAACGAAACCAACGGUAGUGCGUACAUGAAUCACCAACAGCAGCAGCAGCAGCAGCAACAGCACCACCACGUUGGUGACUUUGAGGCGCCACCUAUCAACGGACCGAGUAAUUUCAACAGUGGUUACUACGACAACAUGAGUUUUCAACAUCAGGCGCAGGCGCAGGCUCACCAGCAACACCAAUCUGUGGUUUUCCAGCAGCAACACCAACAGGCACCCAUUAAUCAUCAGCAACAUAUGCAUCACCUGGGCACUGGCGAGGCAUACAGCGCUCUUGGUUUGCAGAUGGAGAACUGCGAUGGCUACAAUAAUUUUGGCGGUCCAGGCUCCGCUGGCGCUGGUUCUGCGGGUGCCGGUGUUGCCGGCUACUACGAGGCGGGUCAACAACCCCCGGUACCGCCCACCCACACGCACACCCAUCACCCACACCACCAUGUUCAGGCGCAGGCGCAUGCGCAUCUUCAUGCCCACCACAAUCCCGCAGCAGCAGCCCAAGUGGGCGUUGGAGUGGGCGUAGGAGUGGGAGUAGGUGUUGUUCCUCCCCCACCACCGCCAUCGCAUAUCCAUGGCUUUGCACUGAAUGGAGGAGGAGGAGGACCGACCGUUCAGAGUCAGGCUUUUGUUAGUGGUGGAGGCAAUGCCGGUGCAGGAGCCGCUGCGAUCAGUGGCCUGGAGAACUCGAACAGCUCCUCGGAUUUCAAUUUCCUGAGCAAUCUGGCCAAUGACUUUGCACCCGAGUACUACCAACUCAGUUAGUUUGUGUAGGGAGAGGCGCCUGUACAGUUCUAGCCUAAUUCUCCCCCUCUUUUGUGUGUAUGUGUGUGUGUGUGUGUGAGUAUCUGUGUUUAUCUUCGAUGUUGUAACCACAUAGCACAUAUCUGUAAAUACUAUCUUCUAAGAAUUAACCAUAAAGAGUUCUAUUCCAUCUGUAUUUAGAAUAAAAUAAAACGAAAUUUGAUACACUUUUCUUUUGACUAAAAGUCAAAAAUAAUUUCGAUUCUCUCUUGGAAAACUCCAUUCAUAACUAAAAGAAAGUCCGGAAAAACUGUAAAUAGCUAGAAAAAUUCCACAACUAAUCAAACAAAUAAUUCAAUACCAGAAAAAUCUCUCCUAAAACUAAGCAAUCAAAUUAAUUUCCUAUUAUUUUGUUGAUUUUUAUGUAUAUAUUGAAAAGUAGCUGAAAUCAAAAGUUUGACAGGAAUACAAAUUUGAAUCCCUCCUGCGAUUCAAGUGCAAUUUCUCUUUCAAGAAAUAUGAUUUAGAUUUUUAAGGAACACACUCAAUUAUUUCAAUGUUUGUAAUGUUUGUAUGUUGCCUUUACCAUUUCUCCCUCUAAAAAAUACACCAUAACUAUUAAAUAAUUAAAUA
Messenger RNA from Drosophila guanche, 4183 nucleotides. It is a transcript of the gene pb, whose product is annotated as homeotic protein proboscipedia. The coding region runs from base 1157 to 3571 and encodes 804 amino acids. Gene Ontology annotation, molecular function: DNA-binding transcription factor activity, RNA polymerase II-specific; DNA binding. Lineage: Eukaryota; Metazoa; Arthropoda; Insecta; Diptera; Drosophilidae. The transcript is spliced from 9 exons. Gene Ontology annotation, biological process: regulation of DNA-templated transcription. The record is from RefSeq and is a predicted model, not a curated record.